Molecule: messenger RNA, 5258 nt
Organism: Eublepharis macularius
Lineage: Eukaryota; Metazoa; Chordata; Lepidosauria; Squamata; Eublepharidae
Product: tetratricopeptide repeat protein 39A-like
Exons: 18
Coding region: 36-1733 (565 amino acids)
Molecular function (GO): protein binding
Source: RefSeq, a predicted model, not a curated record
GCCGCCGCCGCCGCCUGUGCGCCCAGCCUGCCAGCAUGGCCCUGGACCGCGGCAGCAGCAGCAGCAGCCCUUUGGAGGCCGCCCUGGCCGAGUGCACAGAGGCCCUGAAUUGCUUCCUGCAUAACCAGUUCAGUGAGAGCCUAGAGAUGCUUCAGCCCAGGACCAGAGAAAGCAUGUACCAUGCCUUGAUCUACGCCAUCAUACUCGAGAUGCAAGCCAUGAUGACUUUUGAGCAGGAGGACAUUGCCCACGCAGGCCACACCAUGAAAGAGGCCCAGGAGAUCUGCCAGAGGUUUCGCAGGAAAAACAUUGUGACCGGCGCCUUCUCUGGUCGGACAGGGGGAGAAGCCUGUACUGAGGAGGAGCUGCAUGCUGAAGUGUGUUAUGCCGAAUGCUUGUUGCACCGGGCGGCUCUAACCUUCCUCCAGGAUGAAAAUAUGGUGAAUUUCAUAAAAGGGGGGAUCAAGGUGCGUAACAGCUACCUCAUUUACAGGGAACUCAACAGUUUCAUGCAACCCAGUCCGUUGCCAGCAAGCUCUGUUCGUGGCCAUUUGGAGGGCGGAGUUGCGCUGGGCAUUGGUGCCUUCAACUUGACUCUCUCCCUCUUCCCACCCCGGAUACUGAAACUUCUAGAAUUUGCAGGAUUUUCUGGGGACAAGGAUUAUGGUCUGCAACAGCUGCACCAGGGGGCCACCACACCCAACCUACGGGCGCUGCUUUGCACCAUGUUGCUCCUCUGCUACUAUACCUUCUUGACCUUCAUUUUAGGAGUUGGUGAAGAUGACUUCACGGAGGCUGAGGCCUUGCUGAGUCCAUAUCUCUCCCGCUACCCCAAGAGCGCCAUUUUCCUGUUCUUUGCUGGGAGAAUAGAAGAGAUCAAAGGGAACAUCAAUGAGGCCAUCAAGAAGUUUGAAGAGGGUUGCUCGGUCCAGCAAGCCUGGAAACAGUUUCACCACAUGUGCUACUGGGAACUGAUGUGGUGCUUUGCCUACAAGGGGAUGUGGAAGAUGGCCUACUUCUAUGCAGACCUGCUGAGCAAGGAGAACCGAUGGUCCAAGGCGAUGUACGUGUACAUGAAGGCUGCCUUCCUCAGCAUGCUGCCCAACGGGGAGCCACGACCUUUUGGGGAGGAUGAGGUCACUCUCUUUAGGCAGGUUUCUUCCUUCAAGCAGAAGAUUGCUGGGAAGUCUCCGCCCACAGAGAAAUUUGCCAUCCGCAAAGCAAGGCGCUACAAAGCCAGCGAGCACGUUCCUUUGCCGGUGCCGGCCCUGGAGAUGAUGUAUAUGUGGAACGGAUUCACCGUCUUGCGCAAGCAGCAGGAACUGCUCGAGGGCACGCUGGACACUCUGGUGAAAGCUGAGAAGCAACUGCAAGAAGUGCCAGCCAGUGAGUACCAGGUGGACGAUCAGUGUCUGGUUCUGCUUCUCAAGGGACUAGUCCUCAAGCACUUGCGCAGUCCAACAGAGGCCGAGGCUUGCUUCAGUGCUGUCCAUGCCAGCGAGAAGAGGAUCCGCUAUGACCACUAUCUGGUACCCAACGCACUGCUAGAGCUGAGCCUGUUGUACGUGGGGCAAGGCCGGAACGAAGAGGCCGUGCGGCUUCUCCGCAGGGCCAAGAACAACUACAAGAACUACUCGAUGGAGUCGCGAACUCUCUUCCGGAUCCAUGCUGUGUUAUCCAAACUUAAGGCCAUUCAGGAAGAAAAUGGAGCAGACGGAGUCAGCCCUUCCUAGGAACUGAAAGCGCUCCCUGCCUUCUGCUGCGAAGGAAGAGGCAGGCCGCCCUUAGCAUCGCCUGGACCAAAGAGAGAAACUGCCAAAGCUUUGUGAUCUUUGGGUGGAUCAGUACAAAGGAGUUUGUUGUCACCAAAAUUGUGCCACUUGGCUCUAAAGGUUUAGUGCCUGACACGUUGUCUGUGGGAAUGGGUAGGCUUUAUCUAGAUGGGAGUUUAGCUCCCCAAACCAGACGGGGAAAUGAUGCUUGCUAAUCAGUGAAGCCCACUUCAUCAGUCAGUCUCUUCACUCAGGGUCCUACAACUUAGAGCAAAGUGGCAGAACGGCCCCCAUUGACCUGCAGGUACCCCUCCAUCCUGCCCGGCCAGGUGUCUAGGCACCAGUGACUGCCCAAGUCUCUGCCCAGCAACGUGCCACUCUCCCCGCUUUCCAUCCUGACCCUUGGAGGGGUUCCCUCCCCUUUUAUUUCAGCUGCCACCGACUGGCCUUUGCAGGAAUUACAGCCUAAAUAGCCCAACUUCACCCAGACUCUUCAUCCUCUAAGCAGGGGUUGGCCACAGUCAGUAACUUGGGUUGCUCUGUAGAUGAAGGCAACGGCAAGCCAUCUCUACUCACUUCCGAGCACACCUCAAGGACAGGGUCGCCACGAGUCGUCUGUGACUUGACGGCAUACCCUCUUCCUUUUUCUCCCUCUUCCCUCCAAUCUCAGAACGUGGAAAAAAUAAGGCCCCUUGGUUUCCUGCUUUGUAUUUCUUAGCAGGUUGCCGUUUGCUUUCCGAAUCCUUGCUACCACUGUCAGAGACCUUCUCUGUGUCCAGCUGGUAUUUAAGACUUCCCACUCUGAGCACUUUGCACGGGAUGGAAACUCCUCUCUCUCCGUGGCCUUCUCUUUUUUCAGUGGCGGAGGGAGCUUUUUUCCCUGGAGUUUCCAACUGGUGGACAAGAAAUACGCUUACAGGCAUUUUGGAUAUAUGCAGCGGAAUUCAGCAGAGACCUAACCAUUGUUGCCCCAGAUGAAGGUUCUAGCAUAGCUUAUCUUUUUGGAGGAGGGGAGGAUGAAAAAAAGAGUCUCCUACAUUAGUUGUUUCACUUUGUGACAGCAGCUGGGCCUAGAAGCCGCUACAGGGCACUUGUGAACGGACCCCUUCUAGUUCCAUUCCAUUUUGCUCUUGUGCGUGCAUUUUCAUUGCUGACCAUCCUGCUUUAAGAGCAAUUCAUGAACCUGCUUUUGGAAUGUCUGGAUCUCCUUUGAACCUGAUUAUUGCACUGAUGUGCAAUAGCCUCUAGCCACAAGUUUCACAGAUUCACUGCGGCACGCAAGCCCCUUGCAGAGAUGUCCCACCAUUGCUGGAUAGCACCAUUUUGCUAUAAGGAGGGUCUUUGGAGUAGGAACAAAAGGCAGCUCAGGUCCCUGCAUUGGUGACUCUUGUCAGAUGUUCUUCUGGCCCAACUUUUACUCAGGGGUUGUUCAAAUUAGAGAUGUGUUAAAGCCUUAUCUUAGAUCUGUUUGCUUUAGCAUUUGUUUUUAAAAAAAGUUGUGGUGUAAGUGGCUUCAUAAACCAGCAUGCCUGGAAGAAAGCACAGAUUUUCAAGCACCACUGCUUGCUUGUUCCACAGGCCUGAACUAAUCAAUUCUCCCGUCUGCCUCUUUCUAAGCAGAGCAAUUUUCAAGUAAGGAGCAUAGUCUGUUUGGUCAAAUGGCAUUUUGGGGGGGGGGACAUGCCACAACAGAACGUGCAUAAAAUGUCAGUAGGGGAUGAUACCAGGUGAUUUCCUUUGGCCAACGGUAGUCAUGCUCAGUACUUAACAGUUGCUGCUUUAGCAUCAGGAACCCCCAUGGCUUGGCCACCUUCAAAAGACACAUGCUGACUCCUUCCUUACCACUGCUUAGCAAGUCCUGUCAAAUUCUUGAUGUUUCCAACCAAUGCAACUGAAGUGCACAAGUUUUGCGAAGAGGCAGGGAAACAUUUGUUCCCUUCUCAUCCUGUCCUAUGCCAAACCACGGCCCUCCCAGUAAUUUGUCCAGGUGACUUGCUAUUAAGCUGCAACAGGAAAUUAUUGUUGUCCAACCUGGAGCAGCUUCCCCGGCAAGAGGGAAGCUGUGCUAAUAACGAAGGUUGGAAGUAAAUGAUAGCAGUGUUGUGGGAAUUCAAGAGCAAGUGUUAGUAUAAAACCAGCACCGUGCCUUCUGAGUCCUGUGAGAGGCAGGAGGCAAGGGCGAAGGAAGAGCAAGCUGCUGCUAGGCUGACGCUAUCUUAAAGAAAUUGUCUCUACCUCAUUUGUUUUGCAGAUUAAGCUGCCAAUCCAGUGACACAGCUUGCCUUGCUUAGCAGUUCUCUGCCUUACGGGGUUCUGUGGAACCUUUUCUGUGUUUCUAAAAAGCAUGCAAUUUAAAAGCAUUAAGAAUAUAUGCACCUGCGUGAACAGAGACUCAGUUUCUCUUUGGGCAGAGCCCCAGGAAUUGUAACUUGGUUUGGAAAGUGCCUCUCCUGCCAGUGCAUCGCCAGCUUUCAGUAACACCCAGCAGUCGAGUCUGAAAAAGAACACUGCAGUGUUUACAUUUGUCAUUGAGUUGUGAAAACACUUGGUCUGUUUUGUGUCUUUUGGCAAGAAAGGGCUAACAUGGGUUACCUUCUCUUAACUUUUCCUCGCCUGUGUUCUAGUUAAAAUAGUUCCCCAUGGCUUGGCAUGUUAACAUAGUAGGAGAGACGAGGGACAUGCACAAUGAAGUGCUAAUUCAAGUAUCGCCAAAGAUGUUGCAGCACCUGAAACUAAACAGUGUAAUGUGAAGAGCAGCUGCCAGAUAAAAGCCGUUUCCCAUGCAUGAAGCUUACAAGCUGGUGAUGUUAGGUGCAUGUAGGAACGCACAGGAUGGACUGAGUGCUUUGCAAGGUGAAAUGAAAAAAAUAACUGAAAACAUACUGAAAAUGCAACACAGAAAUUUACUGAUUUUUUAAGUUCAUCACAGGCAGGGCAAACUGGAUGCUGACCUGAAAUUGCUCUCGCUCUUGGAGCAGGGAAGGCCCGCUACAGCGAGCUGGUUAAUGGCCUCUGAUAGGUUAGCGAAGUGAAAUUUGCUCCUUGAAAUCUCAAAUAAAGAAGCAGAGAACCAUGCUUUUACUGCUGUUGCCAAUUAGGAAAGUGGAGAUGGGCAGGAGGGGAAUUUAAAGAAAGUAGUUUUGCUCAGCAGUUUAGCUCUUCCUGUAAGAGCAGCAGGGGGGAAAUCUUGGUUCUACCAUUGGGUGAUUUUAAUUUAAUUGUGAUACACGUGUAAAGUAAAAAUAAUUUAUAUGAGAAACUCUGCUGUUUUAAUAAAACACAGACAUUUGCUGUCAGGCUUUUUAACACAGUCAUGUUCUUUUAGAGGACAGGGUCUCAAUUAGAAGAUAAAGGCGGUAGUCAGUCAAAUGAUGACUUCCACAACUGCACGUUAGGUCAAAACUAUUGUAUGCAAGUACUACGUGAAACCAAAGGGAUCCUCUUCCUCUCUAUCCUCAUCUGGCUGUUAAGGCAAAUAAAAGUGGU